UCUCUGUGCAAGAUGGCCGCCUGAGUGGAGAACUCACACAUCUCCAAUAAAAACUAACCCUAACAGCUCGCUUCCCCGCCUCAACUUCCACCGCCUGCACCCAGGACGAUGAGACGACGGCACCGGCGACGGCUGCUCCCGGUUUAACGCAACGGAAGGCGAGUUUUGUCUCCGCAGUUAUGGAUUAAAGAGCAGAAACAGAGCUGGAAUUGGACGGGCGUUACGGGCCCUGCGUUUUAACCCAGCAUGGACAGCUUCUUCAAGGCAGCUGUAUGUGAUCUGGACAAACUGCUUGACGACUUUGAGCUCAGUACUGAGGAGCUUGAAUGCAAAUCUGUUUUCCUGAAGCCGUCCGUGUACCCGUUCUCCUCACUGGGCUCUCAGUGUUUGUCCUCAGAGGCGUCCACUGUCCCGCCAAACCUCCCUGACCUCAACUCUCUUCAUUAUGGUUCUGCCACCAGCUGUCCCGACCGCUCCGGCAGCCACAACCGCAGCGCCGCUGACGACAGAGAGGUCAAAGGUCAGCCCCUCACUGCAGUGGACCUCCUCUCCUCUGUGGACCGCCGGCCGGCUCAGAGCUCUGCCCCUCCCUGCCCGGACAGAGCUCUGAAGCCGGUGUGCGACCUUGUGAACGACACGAGCUCGGCCAUCCUGGUCAGGGCCAACAGCCACGAUGCUUUCAGCGAGCUGGACGUGGUGGAGAAGCAAAUGGAGGAGGAGGAGACGCUGCUCGUGGACUUUGACAGCCCCGUGGUCACUGUACACGGAGAGGAGCGAGGACUGCCGAGCCAAAGUGCCGGUAGAGACGCCAAGGAGGAGCAAGCCUCUGCGGGGAAAGACGAGCUGCUGGGUUUAGAUUCCCACGAGCAGAGCGGCGAGUACUCGGCCUCGCUCAGUCUGCUCGACGUCAUUCUUCCUGCCGCAGCGGAGAGAGGCUGUGAGUCCGCUGACGAUUCACCGUCACCAAGGGCCGCGGAGUCAGCUGACAAAGAGGAGAGGGACUGUGAGGAGGCGGCUCGCACGAACCAAGCGGUGGUUAACUCCUUAGACCACUGUGAACCGCAGGGCACUCCGCCUGUUGAUGGCAUUAAAGAAACAACAACAACCUCAGCGAAUAACGAGGGUGAGUCACAAGAAGCCUCAGAUAAAGGCGAGGCAGAGUCUCCUGUGGGUCUGAAUUCAGGGGCCUCAGACAGCGAAGCGGUGGGCCUAUCGUGCCUGCCCUUAGCUGUGUCCAUGUGUGGCGCUCUGGUGAACUCAAAGGCCGCAGACGAUGAGUUGGGGGAAGCCGUGGAGCAGUGCGAUGAGGCAGACGUCUCGGAGAGCGCAGAGGCAGACUCCCUGUCAGCCUUGGAAGCCAGAGAGGACAGGGCCCGUUCAGAGGAGCUCGCGGAGUCCCAGCAGGUUGCCGAGGGCAGGCUGUCACCGGAGGGGCAGCAUCUGUCUGCCGCCGUCCCUCCUGCAGACCUUGCCUCCUGCGACCGCCCAGAACCCAGCCCAGUGGAUCCUCCCGAGUUCGGCUUUGAAUACCUGCCUGAGAGCGACCAGGCCGACCUGCAGGCGCACACCGAAGCAGAGCAGGGUAGGGGGGUCUCCUGCUGCGCCACUGCUGGAGAUCAGCCUGAGAGUCUGUCAGCAUUAAAUGGAGAUCUGGAGGGCAGGCUUGUGGAAGAGGAGCUGAGGAGCUGUGGUCCAGGUAGACGGGAGGAUCUGGAGGGUCUGGCUUCUCCAGAAAGUGACAGAACAAUGUGUGUGUCUGUAGAGGCGAGUUUGAACCCUGGCGCUCCGUCACUGCUGCAGGACUCUCGCAGACCUUGCCAAGAAGAGCCGGAGCUCUCCUCUGGGGUUAGCCAUUCUUUGACCAGCAACACUUUCCAGUCCCAGCACAGCAGUAGCCUUGAUCAGCAGCCCUCCUAUGGAGGUGCCAGACCUAAACAGCUUCACUGCCAAACUGCUAGAUCUCCUCCAGCAGGGGACGAGGGAGAGGAGCAAGCACAGCCGCUCCCUGGUUCUUCAAACACAGCAGAGGAUGAAGAGAGUUCACCCACAAGCCCCAUGGAGGAGCAUUCCAACAUUAGGGAUCUGAGCCCUAUGUACGCCACUCAGGAGCCUCAGGAGUACAGUGUGGGGUACGAUGAACUCUCCGAGCCCCCGCCUUACCCCGGAGAGCCCCCCACGGAUGGUGCCCGGCCGGUGAACUGGAAGAGAGAGGGAGUGGAGGAGCUGGGGAGCAGACAGCCUGCGUGGGUGCCAGACUCUGAAGCCCCCAACUGUAUGAACUGCUACCAGAGGUUCACUUUCACCAAGAGGCGGCAUCACUGUCGAGCCUGCGGAAAGGUCUACUGUGCGGUGUGCUGCAACAGGAAGUGUAAGCUGAAGUACCUGGAGAAAGAGGCUCGUGUGUGUGUCAUCUGCUUUGAUACCAUACACAGAGCUCAGGCCCUGGAGCGGAUGAUGAGUCCUGCGGGUCCCAGUCCGAACCCCAACGUCCCAUCUGAGUACUGCAGCACCAUCCCCCCUUUGCAGCAGGCUCGCGCCGCCGGCACUCUUAACUCUCCUCCACCGACCGUCAUGGUGCCUGUGUCCGUUCUCAAACACCCAAACAACGACAGUUGUCCUCGUGAACAGAAGCGCGUGUGGUUUGCUGAUGGCAUCCUGCCCAACGGAGAGGUGGCAGACACGACCAAGCUGUCGGUGACGAGCCGCAGGAGCUCCCAGGAGUUCAGUGGUGUCACUCCAGACCAAACAACACCUGGCCCAGCAGGGUCAGAGGUCGGAGUUGGUGGCUCCUCCUCUCCCGAAGCUUCUGUAGCCGUAGAGGUGGUUCGGCCUCCAGUGUCUGGACCCUGGGAUUACGCGCUCCUCUCCGGACUCAGUUCUUCAGUGAGGAGGGUUCCCAGUCUGCUGCCAGAUAACGAGGACGAGCUCCCUCCUCUGCUCAUCACCACCGGAGAGGAUGAAGCAGGAGAUGUUCUGGUUGAGGAAAGUCCGGCUCCGUGCCAGAUCCUGCACUUAUUAGAAGAGGGCGGACCCCGACCUCUGACAUUUGUUCUGAACGCUAACCUGCUAGUCAACGUCAAACUGGCCUCAUACGGCAGUCGGCAGUGCUGGUGUUUUGGCUCUAACGGGCUGCAGGCGCUCGGACAGAGAGAGCUGGUGUUUUUGUUGGAGUGUUUGCCAGAAGAAAAAGCUCUUCCAAAAGACCUCUUCACGCUCUAUCUCAACAUUUACCAAGAAGCCCAGAAAGGGAAGUUUUUGGAGGAGCUGGACAAUGUGACGUUCACGAGCAGUUUUCUGGGCAGUAAGGACCACGCUGGGAUGCUCUUCUUCUCUCCCACCUGUCAGCCUCUAGAUGGCCUCACUCUCCCCCCUCAGCCUUUCCUGUUUGGCCUGCUCAUCCAGAAACUGGAGGUUCCCUGGGCCAAAGUCUUUCCACUCAGGCUGCUUCUACGGCUUGGAGCUGAAUACAGUGUGUAUCCCACUACAUUGACAAGCGUCCGUUUUCGGGACUCUGUGUAUCGAGAGACAGGACACACCAUCAUGAAUUUACUGGCUGACCUGAGGAACUACCAGUACAGUCUGUCAGUCGUGGAGGGCCUGAGGAUCCACAUGGAGAUGGGCCACAGCUACAUUGACAUCCCCAAAUGUAGCUUCAAUGAGAUGCAGAAGGUCGUGAACGCGUCCAACGAGCACGUCAUCAGCAUCGGAGCGCGUUUCAGCUCAGAGGCUGACUCUCACCUGGUGUGCUUCCAGAACGAGGAGGGAAACUAUCAGACGCAGGCUAACAGCAUGCCUGGGAAGACCCGCACAGUGACCGGGGCCAGUUUCGUGGUGUUCAACGGAGCCCUGAAAGCCUCCUCAGGCUUCAUUGCCAAGUCCAGCAUCGUUGAAGAUGGAUUGAUGGUGCAAAUCCCUCCAGAGACUAUGGAGUCUCUGCGCGCCGCCCUGAGGGAGCAGACAGACUUCAACAUACCGUGCGGCAGGAACGAUGGAGCAGAGGUCCGAGAGAACGUCACCGUCCGCUGGGUUGACUGGAGUUCACCUGUUAACGCAGGCAAAACCAGCGGCGUCGACGGGAGACCUCUGGAUGGAGUCCGCAGCGUGAGGGUGCUGCAGGACACGGAGUUUGAGUCAGACGGACGCACCAUCAAAUGCACUGAGGUCUUCUACCAGCUCAAGACUCCAGACAGCAGCCUGGCGUCAGUGCUGUCGUCCUGCAGCGUGUUCCAGAAGGAGAUGGCUCUGGCCGCCUGCAGCGCUCUGACUCCUCACCUCUCUGUUCUCACCUCCAGUGGCAUCAACUCGCUCUCUCUUCGCAUCUCUACGCAGGCUGAUAUGGUGGAGUACCAGGCCGGCUGCGGAGGCCGCCUCCUCCCUCAGCGCUACAUGAACGAGCUGGACAGCGCUCUGAUCCCCGUCAUCCACGGAGGUAGCGCUAGUGUACCGCAGACUGCCAUGGACAUGGAGUUCAUCUUCUACAUCACACACACCAUCUAAUGCACACGCAGACCAUGACACACUCAAAAGUAUUGAAAUAAAUCCACUGAACAGAAGGUGGCUGAGCACAGAAAGAGGAUUGUGGCACGACGUGCUCGUUUUUUGCACAUGCGGACGUGCAGCCGGUCAGGACGAGCAGCUGCUGGCACAACGUCCCCCCGCUCUGAGGUCGGGGGCGUAAACUGACAUGAUCUAUUGGUUUUCUGUGAAGGAACCGUUGUGUGUUUUGUGUGUUUCGUGCUCACCAAAGCUGCUUUAAUACAAGAAGCCAAACACUAAACAAGGAAUACGACAACAUGACCAAAUACAACCAAACUAUUCAAAAGCAUUUUCUUCUGCUCUGCCUUCCAAGGCUCCCCGCUGGCCUCCGUCGGCCCGGAGCACCUCAGUGAAUGUUUCCCACAGACACUCUUAUCGAAAUGUCUCUCAUUUGGAUGUAUUUAUUAUAUUUUAAUAUGGGCUUAUUGAAUGGAAUGAUGAUAUUAAAGCAAGGGACGUUACUGACUGCAGUGUUCAGUACUUCAGAGGUGAUCAGGUGCUACUGUACAGUCGCUUACGUAGCUGGCCCGUUCUAAAAAAAAACUAAAACACGCAGGGA
Messenger RNA from Morone saxatilis (striped sea-bass), 5095 nucleotides. It is a transcript of the gene zfyve16, whose product is annotated as zinc finger, FYVE domain containing 16. The transcript has 18 exons. Gene Ontology annotation, molecular function: metal ion binding. Lineage: Eukaryota; Metazoa; Chordata; Actinopteri; Moronidae. Gene Ontology annotation, biological process: endosomal transport. Gene Ontology annotation, cellular component: early endosome membrane. The record is from RefSeq and is a predicted model, not a curated record. The coding region runs from base 247 to 4497 and encodes 1416 amino acids.